This is a messenger RNA of Epinephelus fuscoguttatus (brown-marbled grouper), 7669 nucleotides long. RefSeq names its product kinesin heavy chain-like. Lineage: Eukaryota; Metazoa; Chordata; Actinopteri; Perciformes; Serranidae. The transcript has 26 exons. Gene Ontology annotation, molecular function: microtubule binding; microtubule motor activity; ATP binding. Gene Ontology annotation, biological process: microtubule-based movement. The record is from RefSeq and is a predicted model, not a curated record. Bases 166 to 3093 code for a protein of 975 amino acids.
GGUGCUUCAGGGUGGACCUGUGUGAGGUGGGAGUGUAUCCUCAUUUCACGGGAGUAAACCACCGGAGGUCUGCGGCUCUGUCGGUGCUCGGUCCGCUGUAACGUUCGUCCCGGUCGGGUGUUUGUGUCGCGGGUACCGGACAGUGUCGGUGAGACGGUGUCGGUGAUGGAGGACGCGGCGGAGUGCGGGGUGUGCGGGGUGAAGGUGAUGUGUCGCUUCAGGCCGCUCAACGACGCGGAGCGGAGCCGUGGAGACAAAUACAUCCCGAAAUUUAACGGAGAGGACACGGUGGUGGUGGCGGGGAAGCCGUAUGUGUUUGACAGAGUCCUCCCUCCGAACACUGAACAGGUUCAGGUGUACGACACCUGCGCAAGACAGAUUGUCAAAGAUGUGUUGGGAGGAUACAAUGGGACCAUCUUUGCUUAUGGUCAGACGUCAUCAGGAAAGACUCACACCAUGGAGGGGAAUCUGCACGACCCUCACGUGAUGGGGAUCAUCCCUCGUAUCGCCAGAGACAUCUUUGACCACAUCUACUCCAUGGAUGAAAACCUGGAGUUUCACAUCAAGGUCUCUUAUUUUGAAAUCUAUCUGGAUAAAAUCCGAGACCUACUGGACGUGUCGAAGACAAACCUGGCCGUUCAUGAGGACAAAAACAGGGUUCCUUUUGUCAAGGGCUGCACGGAGCGUUUUGUUUCCAGUCCUGAUGAAGUGAUGGACGUCAUCGAUGAGGGAAAAGCAAACAGACACGUUGCCGUCACCAACAUGAACGAGCACAGCUCUCGCAGUCACAGUAUCUUUCUGAUCAACAUCAAGCAGGAGAACGUGGAGACGGAGCUCAAACUGUCUGGGAAACUUUACCUGGUCGACCUGGCAGGCAGCGAGAAGGUGAGUAAAACUGGAGCGGAAGGCUCCGUGUUGGAUGAAGCCAAGAACAUCAACAAGUCUCUUUCUGCUCUGGGGAACGUCAUCUCUGCUCUGAGUGAAGGAACAAAAACGCACGUCCCGUACAGAGACAGUAAGAUGACUCGGAUCCUUCAGGACUCUCUGGGAGGAAACUGUCGGACCACCAUCAUCAUCUGCUGCUCUCCUUCUGUUUACAACGAGGCUGAAACCAAGUCCACCCUCAUGUUUGGACAGAGAGCUAAAACCAUAAAGAACACAGUGUCGGUGAACCAGGAGCUGACUGCUGAGGAGUGGAAGAAGAAGUACGAGAAGGAAAAAGAGAAGAACAGGAGUCUGAACAUCACGAUACAGAAACUGGAGAAUGAGCUGAAACGCUGGAGGAAAGGUGAGUCUGUACCUGUGGAGGAGCAGCUGAGCAGAAACAAGAAAACCAGCAGUGAGACGACAGCAGUGAUUGACAGCCUGGCCCCACCCCCCGCCCCCCUGUCAGACGAAGAGAAGACGCAGUAUGAGACGCUGAUCACAGACCUGUACCAUCAGCUGGAUGACAAGGAUGAGGAGAUCAACCAUCACAGUCAGACGGCCGAAAAAUUCAAACAGCAGCUGAUAGAUCAGGACGAGCUGUUGGUGUCGAGCCGUCAGGACUAUGAGCGUGUGCAGGGGGAGCUGUCACGGCUGCAGAGGGACAGUGACUUGGCCAAAGAAGAGGUGAAGGAGGUGCUGCAGGCGCUGGAGGAGCUCGCUGUCAACUACGACCACAAGAGCCAAGAGGUGGAGACCAAGAACCGCUGCAACCAACAGCUGAACGAAGAGCUGGCACACAAAACUGUGAGUCUGGAGACGAUUCAGAGGGAGCUGUCCACCCUGCAGGAGGUCAGUUCUCACUAUAAGAAGAGGUCAGCAGAGAUCCUCAGUCUGCUGCUCAGAGACCUCAGUGACAUCGGCAGCGUCCUCGGAACCACCGACCUCAGAGCUAUGACAGAGACGAGCGGCGUGAUGGAGGAGGAGUUCACCACCACUCGUCUCUACAUCAGCAAGAUGAAGUCUGAGGUCAAAUCUCUGGUGAACCGCAGCAAACAGCUGGAGCUCAACCUGACGGAGAACAUGUGCAAGAUGGAGGCCAACGAGAAGGAGCUCAACACCUGCCAGCUGCUCGUCUCUCAGCUCCAGGCGAAGAUUGUGUCUCUGUCCGACGACCUUCAGAGGGUGGAGCAGAAGAAGAGGAAGCUGGAGGAGAGUCAGGACUCUCUGAUGGAGGAGAUCGCCAAACUCCACGCUCAAGGUCAGAUGCAGGAGCUGACGGUGAUGGACAAAGAGAAGGAACACAUGAGCAGACUGAAGGACGCUGUCGAGAUGAAGAGAACUCUGGAGGAACAGAUGGAGAACCACAGAGAGGUUCACCACAAACAGCUGAGUCGCCUCCGAGACGAGAUCGAGCAGAAGCAGAGAGACGUCGACCAACUCAAAGAUGUGAACCAGGCUCUGCAGCUGGAGAACAGGAAGCUGCAGUCGGACUUUGACAAACUGAAGGCUGAGGAUCAGAACAAAGACCAGAGACUCCAGAAGCUGAUGUUCCUGAAUGAAAAGAGAGAACAAGCCAAAGAGGAUCUGAAGGGUCUGGAGGAGACGGUGGCCAAAGAGCUGCAGACGCUGAACCACCUGCGUAAAGUCUUCAUCCAGGACCUCGGUACUCGAGUCAAGAACAGUUCAGAGAACGACUGUGACGAGGCCGGCGGCAGUCUGGCUCAGAGACAGAGGAUCAUCUUCUUAGAGAACAACCUGGAGCAGCUCAGCAAGGUUCACAAACAGCUGGUGCGGGACAAUGCUGACCUUCGCUGUGAACUGCCCAAGCUGGAGAAGCGUCUGCGGGCCACAGCAGAGCGAGUGAAAGCUCUGGAAGCCGCCCUGAGAGACGCCAAGGAGGCGGCUGUGAGGGACCGCAAACGCUACCAACAGGAAGUGGACCGCAUCAAAGAGGCCGUCCGCUCCAAGAACGUCUCCAGGAGAGGACACUCUGCUCAGAUAGCCAAGCCAAUCAGAGCUGGUCAUCAGCACCAUCAGCACCCGUCCUCCUCCACAUCCAUCAGGCCGACCAUCCGAGGAGGCGGGGCGAUGUCCAGUCCACGUCAUCAAUACCCCCGACAGCAACAACCACAGCAACUACAACCCCAUCAGAGCCACAGCAAGUAGGCUACAGGUAGCUCACACACCUCUGGAUCACUUUCCUUUUCUGUGGAUCUUUGAAUUUCUGAACUGUCCUGCUCUCACCACUUCUGCCUUUACUGGAACCAGACCUCUUGUUUCCACAACUGUCAACCGUAACAGCCAUUCCACCUUAACAGCCAACAAGUGCUUUCUUUCCUCCUCUGAGUCUGUUCAGCUGUCUGACUCUGCCUUUUGUUUUUCUGACAGAAAUCAGUCAGCUCUGGUGCUUUGAGUCUGUUUGUCUUUGUUCACUGACGAGUUUAAUGUGUUUAAUAAGAAGUUUAUUAAGAUAAGUGACAGUUUAAUAAUAAGUUAAAUAAGUAGAUUUCAGGUUUCUGUCUAAAGCUAACAGGAGUUGGAUGAUGAUACAGUGAUGUUGAUAGGUCCUGACGCAUUAAAAUCUGUAAGGACGCAGUGAACUCACUACGUUUCCUAAAGGCAACGUUGUGAACAUCACACUAUGAAAACUGUGUUGAAAGCUUGGUGCUAAUUACGUUAAAAGUAUAUGUCAUGUUACUGAAACCCACUGAAACCUAUCACCAUCACUGACAAUAUGUAGGCAAAUAUCUUUAUGGCCGACAGACAUUGAUCCAUGUGUCAUUAUGGAAAAUCAGCAUGUUCGGAAAAAUUAAAGCAGCUGUGCGGAACUUUACGUUUUCGUUGAUUAUCGCGCCCCCUUUGGUCGAAGCGGUAUGACACCCACAGCCUGGUGUUGUAAAAUCUUGACUGCAACCGGCAAUUACCGCAUGCAUUUGUUUUGAAGAGCGAGAGGAAAAUCAUAAAUGUUCUGGUGUAGCUCUGAAUUUCUUAUAAACUGAGGACAACUGCCUGCUGUAUAUUUGUGUUCAUGGUCACAGUCACAGAUAAUUUUGUGGCGUUUGUUGUAACGUUACUAGACAAUAGCGGUUCACAUCAGCUAACGUUACAUUUAGCUAGCUUAUAACUUCCAUGUCGUCGUAUAUUGAAGUGAAACAACGUCUAGCAAGUUGAGGUAUAUUCUCUAAAUAAAAACAGAAAUUACAUACCUGUCGAUUAGGAAAAGGGCCAACUUGGGAUCAGUUUUAAAACCUUUCAAAUCUCUCAGCUCUCUCCACUUGGUGAAUGCCCGACCGAGGUUUACACGCAUUUGGGCUCGAGCCCUAUCACUGUCCCGUUUAGCCUUCUUCUGUUCUUUUUCUUUUAGAUGGUGCUCCUUCUUUAUCCACCAUGACAUCGAAAGUACAACCAAGUCCUUAUAGAUACAUCUGGUAAAACUGCUAUGUGUUCAGCAAUGCCCGUUGCGUACCGCUUACUCGAAGAACACUCUCUGUAAACACGGCUCUUCUUCUUCUCUCAGUUUAUUGGCAGAUCGCAAACAACUUCCAGGUGCAUACCACCACUGUACACUGUACAAGAGACUACUCCCUACUACAUGUCAUUUAGCCUGUUUCUUAAAUCCUACUCGUAAACACGGCUCCUUCUUCUUCUGUGGUUUAAUGGCUGCGGGUGUGCAGACUUAAUUCCACCUCCGGGUGCCGUAUUCUGGUUUGCUGACUUCCGCUGUGUCCGACACAACCGAGGCUAGCCAUAUAGAGAAAGGCUUUUUUGUUGCUGUUGGGUUCAAAUAAAUAUGCAAAUCUUCAAGGGGAGGUGAUACAAACUAGGGACAGUUUUAUGAAUGGUAUAAAGUUCCGCACAGCUGCUUUAAAGAAACGUUUGGAGUGAUAAAAGUCAAAGUACUGUGGAGAAAUUAGGAGAUACUGAGUCAGCUUUUAAGCUUUUAUGCCAAAAUUAUGGAACAAUCAACACUUUGACUCUGAAUGUGCUGAAAUUAGUUAAAUUUUUUUUUCUUUUUUAAAUUUUGUGCUAAAAUGGACUGUGUCUCAUUUCAGUCAGAAAUUGAUAGUCUAGAUGUAAUAUCCUAAUUUUGUCUUUAAGGCGACUUAAUAAUAAUUCAAUAGUUCAAUAUUUUCUCCACAUUACUUGUGUAUCAGUAACAGCUGUACAAAAUAAUUAAUGUAUGAAACACAGUUUACGUCAUGUUGGAACUCCGUUAGUGUUUAAUGAAUGUUUACAUUGCUUUUUAGUGAUAUGUCUUUAAUGUCUUUAACACUGAUAACAGAUAAAAUGUUCACAGUUCAUCAGGAAACACCAAAAAACAAUAAAUACAUGGACAGUGAGGAGCGAUCACAUAAAACAUAUCUUGAAGAACUCAUAAUAAUUAGGGCUGUCAAACAAUUUUCAUUGCAUUUAACUACUGAAUUUCAGUAGUUAAUCACAUGUUUAAUAUUUCAUUAUUUGCAUUUCAAAACAGUUUCAAAGUCCAUAUUAACAAGGUGAAGCAUUUCUUACCAGAGUGUCUUGAUGGGAAUCAAAUGAAUGUAGAGAAAUUUGCUUAAUCAUCUUGAGUUUUUAGAUUAAUUUCUUUCAAAUCAGUGCUGCACUGUUUCAACAGUGUGGUCUGAAACCAUGAACCUCUUCAGUGCGCUUCUUCUGUGAGAUACACUGUUCGUUUGUUUGUUGUUUGAGAAAGUGCAGUUACUAUGAUAUAAUCACUGACAUCCAAUGAUCCCUGGUUAAUGUGACAGCAUUUGUUGCUAUCUCUAAUUCAUACGUGUCUUGUAUGAGUGCAUUGUUCCUUGCAACGGUAAGACAAAACAUGUCAAAUAGGUCAAAACAUGUCGACCUAAGGACGUCCCCUUAAUACAUAAUACACUUGUGCGGUGGUGUGUCUGUGUCGCUCUGCAUUCACACUUCCAAAACACUGUGAAGUGCUGUAAAGUUUGACAAAUUCAAAGCACACCAAAAACACACGUUAAACAGUAAACUUGAUGGAGACAAUAUCAAACACAAGAAGACAAAUCAGCUUCAGUGUAACUCACAAGACUCACAAACAACUGUCUUAUACUAGACCCGUUUUCCGUUUAGAACAUGCUAACGUUAUUAGCACAAGCCUAUGGCAUUUCGCAUUGUAUAAAUUAGCCUAGUGGCUAGCAGAGUUGUCUUCUACUCAUAUGAAGCCAUGAACAACAGUAAUAUUUUAGGUAUGAGGUAACGAUACAAAAUUUAGCUCAACUACAACUCACAAGGUUCAUAGACAAAUAGUUCUCCAAAUACAACAUGCUAACAUUAUUAGCACAAGCCUAUGGCAUUUACAUUGUACAAAUUAGCCUAGUGGCUAGCUGAGUUUUCCUCUACUCACAUAAAUCCAGGAUAAAUCACACACAGGACUUAAAAUGCAGGUCUGCAGCCAGUUGCCAUCCAUUUAGCAGCCCUGUAGUGAACUUAGUUGAUUUAGUUUCAUCCACAGGUCUGUGGUGAUUAGCUCACAUGGUGAUGCAGCUCUCCGCUGACAUCAGUCUGAUUAGCUGCACCUGUGUGGUCAGCUCGUAGGUGGGAGCUCAAACUCAGAGUACUUCAUUGAUAUAUUAAUACCGGUUGACACAGGGUGAAUGUUACUUUUGACUUGACUGAGCUGUCUGAGAGUUUUUUAAAGUGAAAGGAGACGUUCAAAAGCUCAGUGGUGUCUAAUUUUGCAUCACUGCAGCAGGAAGCAAGAAGCUGCUGCUGCGGCUUGACUACAAGUUGGGGUGCAUCAAAGGGUCAAAAUAGCAGCAUGCAGUUAACGCAAUAAAAAAAACAGCGUUAUGUUCGAACCUCAGUCGCAGCGUGAUUAACAUGUUAGCACAGACAGCCCUAAUGAUAAUGUAAAACAGUAUUUCUACUGUUAGCAAAUACAAAUCUGUGUAAGAUGACAGAACGUAGAGAAAGAAGUUAAAUUUUUACCAAAAGUUAUAUUCUGACGAUUUACUAAUGUAUGAUAACAUCAUAAUACUUUUAUCUUCUCAUAGCUUUAACUUUUCCACUACAGCAGCCCUAAUAUUGUCCUAUAACAACUCAGAAAUCAUAUCUUUAUUUUAUGUCAUAUUUAUUUAUAUUUAUUUUAUAUAUUUAUUAUUUAUUAUGUAUCUAAAUGAAUCAGUAGGUGAAUUACAAUAAAUACAAAAAGAAAUACAAAUAAAUCAGUAGUUAAAGUUAGCAAAAUCAUUUCAACUUUAGAGCUACUUAAUUAUUUUUAUGUUUUAUGAGGUCAUGAUUUUAAAGCUUUAUAAUUAUGUAAAGUGUUUUUUAUUGUUCUUAACAGUUCAUGAUUUUUGUAUUUUCCAGGACUGAAUGUUUUAUCACACUGAUGUUGGUUUUUUUUUUAAUAACUAGUAGUUGUUACAGAGCAGUUUUUACAGAUUGAUUUUCUGGAUUUUGUUUCACUUUGUUGAGACAGUAUUUGUCGGCUCAGAGUAUUUCUAUCUGUGUAAUAUUUCUACAGUGUAAAUCAGUGUUGAUCUGCUGCUGUGUCAUUGUGAGCUAUUGUAACUGGAUUCAUCUGAAAGCAUUUCUGAGAAGCACAGAGUCUUUACGAUCAGGUCUUUGUUUAACCACAGUGUUUGUCUGCCUGUGGACUUUGUGUAAUAUUGAACUGUGGUGACGUUGUUGUGUUUCAUGCAGAAUUCUAACAUGAUGGUUGUGAACAGUCGUGAGAUGACAUGAACCUGCUCACUUCACCAGUCUGUGUAAAGAAACUGAA